Symsagittifera roscoffensis is the source of this 372-nucleotide messenger RNA. RefSeq lists its product as uncharacterized. NCBI's taxonomy places the organism in Eukaryota, Metazoa, Xenacoelomorpha, Acoela, Convolutidae. The record is from RefSeq and is a predicted model, not a curated record. The transcript has a single exon. The coding region runs from base 1 to 372 and encodes 123 amino acids.
AUGGUGGACAAGCAUGGCAUCCGACCAGAUCCAGAUGAUGUAGAAGCAAUUUUGUCUUGGAAUUCACCAAAGACUCAACAUCAGCUAAUGAGCUUUCUUGGUUUCGCGAACUACUAUAGAGAGUUCAUCAAAGGUUACGCGGUCAAGGUAGACCCGAUGCAACAACUCAUGAGACGCAAGGGCAAGAAAUUCACGUGGAACAACGCAGCAUGGGAGUCUUUUCAGAGAAUAAAACGAGAGUUGUAUGAGGCUCCGGUAUUGGGUAAGCCAACAGAGAAUGGCGUGUACGUCCUAGAUACAGACACUUCAGUGGUCGUGACUUCAGGCAUACUCCAUCAAGAGCAAGAGUGGAAUGGCAAGACUGUCUUGUGA